Lingula anatina is the source of this 1592-nucleotide messenger RNA. Its product is annotated as sarcoplasmic calcium-binding protein. Lineage: Eukaryota; Metazoa; Brachiopoda; Lingulata; Lingulida; Lingulidae. Gene Ontology annotation, molecular function: calcium ion binding. The record is from RefSeq and is a predicted model, not a curated record.
GUUUUGUGUACUGUGACAUAACACCUUUUUGAACAUGAUACCUUCGCGCACGCUUAGUCUUAAAAAGGGGUUAAUGUUCAUCGUUUCCUAUUACAUGUAGUUUGGUUGGUCCUGUUACAUUUACGCAAGUAGCUGGUUGGGGUAACAGAAAAAGCAAAGGACUUAUCUGUUGUCGCCAGAUAUUUUUAAGUGACCGGAGAGACCAGAGUGUUUCUUAAUUGAAAAUGUUGGCCAUGUCAAACAUUGCAUUGCGCAGUUGGGGGUUAGUUCGGGAUAUCAAAUCGAGCAGGAGAUUAGCAAAGUUUGUUCGUCUCACCUUGAGAAUAAGGAAUGUCCUUCAAACUAAGGCACAUUGCUUCCAACCUGUCCGGAGACUGACAACCGGAACACCACAUUUUGGAAAACUGCCAGCAGAUUUGCCAUAUGUCACUGGAUCUGAACACUGGAAGAGAAAAGUUCGUAGUGUGUUUAAACGUUUUGAUUUAAAUACUGAUGGAUACGUAACUGGCGAAGAUUAUGUUGCAUUUGGGAAGCGCAUGGCAGACUUUAGGAACCUUGACGGUGAAAAGGCAAAGCAAAUUAUAGACAAAUGUCUUCAUACCUGGGCAGGAGUUGCUGGAAACAAAAACAAAAUCACUGAGGAUGACUACCUGCAGAGCAUCCAUUCCCUCACCAUCCAAUGCUGCUUUCGACCUCAGUUAUACCAUGGGUUCGUUUCCGCGGAAUUUGGGAUGAUGGACAUUGAUGGCGAUGGCCUUGCAUCCAAGGAUGAGCAUGUUGCCUUUUUUCACGGCAUGAAGGUACCAAUGCAAUUUUCAAAGGAAAUGUUUGUGGAAAUGGACACAAACAAAGAUGGUCUCAUCACAUUUGAUGAGUUUGCAGAAGGUUUUCUUGAUUUCUGGUUUACCGAAGAUCCAAACAACAAAUACAACCAUUUUUAUGGUCCACUUGUUGAUUAAGUAAUGCCAUAUACAAACAAUAUGGAACAUCAGCCAAGAUGGGAGUUUAGUUUUGAUUAUAGUACGGUCAGUUUUACACAAUUGAUCUGUCGUGUUUCAGUUGCUUUAUUAUUAAGAAUCAUUUGAACCCAAAGUAUAUCCAUGACGUAUGUGUUCAUAUUCGAACGCUUCCCAUGGGCCGUUAAGGUUAAACUCCCAAGCCGAGCUGGUGGACAAGGCAUGGCAAAGAGUGAAUUGACGUAGAUUAAAUAAAGUAUCUUGCAAGCAACUAUUUCAACUGUUAGAAUAAUUAGAUGAAGAGCAAUGUAUGAUUUAUUGUAAUUUUGUAAUUGUUUGGGUAAUAAGUUUCAAUAAAUAAUAUUGAAACGAAUAGAUUCACUAAUUUGUAAUGAUAAUGUCGAAAAGAAACUGACAAGUCCACAAGUGAAAACUGUGAAAAGCAUAUGUGUGCAUUUUAUAUAUUAUACAUGUUUAUUAUAUACUUGCUUUAAUCUUUAAACAAUUGACCAUGUGAUGUACAUCUGUUUAACAAAGUUUAUGAAGUAUACAUCCUUACGUUAAUUUAAGCACAGUGGCUUGCUCUCAUAAAGCAAUGAAUAAAGCGUUUGCGCUAAACUCGUUCGUUUUGUCUAU